Effrenium voratum is the source of this 861-nucleotide messenger RNA. Lineage: Eukaryota; Dinophyceae; Suessiales; Symbiodiniaceae. The record is from the annotation of a GenBank genome assembly.
AUGACCAAUUCGUUUUCCGGCUGGGGCAGCGGCUUUGUGGGCGUACUUAUUUUCAGUGGUUCGCUGCCCGCGACACGUGUUGCCGUCGGAUCGCUCGAUCCGAUGUUUCUGACGUCGGUACGCGCUGUGCUCGCCGCUCUGCUUGGUGGUGCGAUCCUUCUGGUCCUGCGGCAGUCAAAACCGGACCGCGCCGAUCUUCCGUCUCUGAUCAUUGUCGCAGCCGGGGUCGUGAUCGGCUUUCCACUCUUGACGGCCUCGGCGCUUCAGCACAUCACGGCGGCUCACUCGGUUGUCUUUAUCGGAUUGUUGCCGCUGGCGACGGGAGCCUUCGGGGUCCUGCGCGGCGACAAACGGCCCAGGCCCCUGUUCUGGCUGUUUUCGGUUCUUGGCAGCUUGGCGGUUGCCGGUUUCGCCCUGAACCAGAACGCAGACGUCUCGCUCCUCGGCGAUGCCCUGAUGCUCGCGGCCGUUGUCGUUUGCGGACUCGGCUAUGCGGAAGGCGCAAUGCUGUCUCGCCGGCUUGGAGGGUGGCAGGUAAUCUGCUGGGCCCUGGUCCUGGCUCUGCCGCUGAUGGCGGCACUGGCACUUGUCUUCUGGCCGGAGACCUUGUCCGGAUUGCCGGUAACUGUCUGGAUCAGCGUCGGAUACGUAUCCAUGUUUUCCAUGCUGAUCGGCUUUUUUUUCUGGUAUCGGGGUCUCGCUCUCGGGGGCACGGCAGGGGUCGGGCAACUGCAACUCCUGCAACCAUUCUUCGGCCUGAUCCUGUCCGCGCUGUUGCUGUCGGAGCCGACGCCGCCACUGAUGAUUGCAGUGACGGUGUUCGUUGUCCUUUGCGUCGCCGGGGCAAAACGUUUUACCUGA